Aaosphaeria arxii CBS 175.79 is the source of this 663-nucleotide messenger RNA. RefSeq lists its product as uncharacterized. The transcript has a single exon. The record is from RefSeq and is a predicted model, not a curated record. NCBI's taxonomy places the organism in Eukaryota, Fungi, Ascomycota, Dothideomycetes, Pleosporales. The coding region runs from base 143 to 625 and encodes 160 amino acids.
CCUGUCACAUCGAUAAAUGAGUUGGCAAUAACUUUUGGGAAGCUACCAGCUUCCAUUUGGGUCAAUAGCAUCCACAUCUCGAAACAUCUACCCUACUUUCAUUCAUCACCUCAGACUACGCCUUUUUAGUCACGGCCGACCGAUGCAUUCAUUGAAUGCUUUUCGAUGUAUGAUUUUGUUUUUCCCUCUCUCUAUGUUCUUGCGUUGUAUCAGCAUCAUCCAACGACGGCGCAAAUGGGCGGGACCACGCAAUGAAGAAGUCAUUGGAUCAGUUUUCAGCAUACACCCCACAGUGGUUGGCGUUAUCCUGUUUCUUCCCUUAUCAACAUGUAUAAGCAGUCAUGUUUCGAACGGGGAAAGUGAAUAUACCCUGGUCCCGUUUUUUUCCUUCCAGCAGAUUUCCGGAUGCGGGAAAAUCCACCUUCUUUUCUUUCCAAUCAGGGAGGGGCAUGGUCUUUUCUACUAUAUUUCUCUUUCUCUUCUCGCAAUCCGAGAGGAUGGGCCGGUCUUUUUCAAGCGAUCAAGGCCUUCUUUUUCCCAUACCCACACAAGGGGCGGCGUUGUUUCGAGGGACGCGGAAUGGAAAAAUCAUAACGCUAUACAGUACGCGUACGUAAAUAGAUAAUUUAAUUGUAAUUCAAUUCGAAUCCUCCCGAAUUCUCG